Arachis stenosperma is the source of this 1095-nucleotide messenger RNA. RefSeq lists its product as uncharacterized. Lineage: Eukaryota; Viridiplantae; Streptophyta; Magnoliopsida; Fabales; Fabaceae. Gene Ontology annotation, molecular function: RNA-DNA hybrid ribonuclease activity; nucleic acid binding. Bases 1 to 1095 code for a protein of 364 amino acids. The transcript is spliced from 2 exons. The record is from RefSeq and is a predicted model, not a curated record. Gene Ontology annotation, biological process: DNA integration.
AUGGAUCAGGCAAUACGACAAGUACUCCAGAAACCCGAUCUGGCAGGUAGAAUGAUGACUUGGGCUAUCGAACUCUCCCAAUAUGACUUACAGUAUGAACCCAGACACGCGAUCAAGGCUCAAGCCAUGGCUGAUUUCCUGGUAGAAGUAAGAGGGGACCCUGCCGGGACACCGAGCACACAGUGGAAGCUCCAUGUGGACGGGGCAUCCAACCAAAUGUUUGGAGGAGCAGGAAUCAUCUUGGAAAACCCAGCUGGAGUUGUAUGCGAGCAGUUAGUCAAAUUUGAUUUCCUGGUAUCGAAUGACCAAGCAGAGUAUGAGGCCCUCCUGGGCAGCCUAGUUCUAGCAAGGGAGAAGUAUGUGGGGAAGGUCAAUGAGUUAAGCAAACAAUUUGAGGAGGUCACAGUCCAACAUGUUCCGAGAGAAAGAAACACACGGGCAGACCUCCUGUCCAAGCUAGCGAGGAAAAAACCAGGGACUGGCAACCGGUCUCUCAUUCAAGGUUUGAUAAAAGAACCAGCAGUGGUCUUACAGCUGACACAAUUAGAACCCUCUUGGAUGGACCCGAUCAUCGAAUUUCUAGAGAAGGCAAAGCUCCCCAGCGACGAGAAGGUGGCCAAAACAAUAAGGCGGGAAGCGGCCAAGUAUGCAAUCAUACAGGGCCUGUUGUUUAAAAAAGGAAUUAGCCAACCACUGCUGAAAUGCCUGCGCCCCGACCAAACGGAGUACGUCCUCCGGGAAGUCCACGAAGGAUGCUGCAGUCACCACAUCAGAGGCAAGGCCUUAGCCAGGAAGCUCAUCAGAGUCAGAUAUUACUGGCCUUCCAUGAUGGCGGAUUCUAAGGAGUUCGUAAGAAGGUCCAAGAGAUGCCAGGAAAGUUCCAACUUCUACAAAGCGCCCGUAAUUGAACUCAGCCUUCUCACGGCUUCCCGACCCUUCUCACAAUGGGGAAUUGACCUACUGGGACACUUCCCGGUCGGGCCAGGAAAAGUCAAGUACCUGAUAGUGGCGAUUGAUUACUACACAAAAUGGAUAGAGGCAGAGCCAUUGGCCAGCAUAUCCUUGGCAAAUUAUCGAAGGUUCGUUUGGAGAUAG